Molecule: messenger RNA, 830 nt
Organism: Daktulosphaira vitifoliae (grape phylloxera)
Lineage: Eukaryota; Metazoa; Arthropoda; Insecta; Hemiptera; Phylloxeridae
Exons: 11
Coding region: 123-689 (188 amino acids)
Source: RefSeq, a predicted model, not a curated record
UUGUAUAUAUAUAUUAAUUUAACUAAAAAAAUAUAAGCUGAAGUCAGAGUAACUUCAUUUAAAGUUUAAAUUAUUGUGUACAGUUUAUUGCUAUUUUAGAAAAAUUCCACGUUAAAAAAAAAAUGACGAUGCUCAUUUUAUUCGUUACUUUAUUAUCUUCCUGUUUUUUUUAUGUACCAGAAGUACAUGGAACAGGUAACACAAUUGGAAACGAUAUAUUAAGAUGUGCUUCUUGUGGAACUACAACAGGAUUACAGCAAAGUACUCUGUGUUGUCACUUAUAUUGUAGCAGUUGUAAAACUUUCAAUUGGACAUGUUUGAUUUGCAAAAAAGAUAUCAUAUUUAGAAGAUAUUUAAGCUGUGCAACAUGUGGAUAUAAUUCCAAUUUAGUCUCGAAGUUCAGUAAUGUAUUUUGUCAGAAUUGUAAAGACUUAGUUACAAUCUCACAAGAAAACGAAGCUUCGUCGUCCAGACAAAAUACAAUCCGACAACAAACCGAAGCUUCGUCGUCCAGACAAAAUGAUGUCCCCAAUGAAUUUAUAAAUUACCGUCCAGAUAACGAAAUUAGAAAUCAAAGUACUAAUAAUCAUAAUCAAGAUAAUGAAGGCAACAACACAUAUAAAAUAAAAGUCACACUUGAUAGUAACGGAAACCCAUUUUACGAUUUUUUGGAAGUAGACGAUGAUUAGUCAUAGAAAUAUUUGAAAACAAAAUAUAUGAGUACAAUAUUUGAAAACCUUAACAUCUAACUAAAAUGUUGAUACAAUUCAUGCGUUAAAUUACAUAAUUUCAUAUUAUAAAUAUAAAUAUAAUAUAUAAUAUAAAUUUCA